Messenger RNA from Asparagus officinalis (garden asparagus), 531 nucleotides. RefSeq names its product 2-alkenal reductase (NADP(+)-dependent)-like. Gene Ontology annotation, molecular function: oxidoreductase activity, acting on the CH-CH group of donors, NAD or NADP as acceptor. Lineage: Eukaryota; Viridiplantae; Streptophyta; Magnoliopsida; Asparagales; Asparagaceae. The coding region runs from base 1 to 531 and encodes 176 amino acids. The transcript is spliced from 3 exons. The record is from RefSeq and is a predicted model, not a curated record.
AUGGAGGUGGAGAACAAAUAUGUCACACUCAAAAACUACAUUAACGGAAAUCCAUCAGAGUCCAACCUGGAGAUCACAAGCACCCUACUGUCAUUAACAAUAGAGGAAGGAUCAAAAGAUAUGAUUGUUAAGGAUCUGUAUGUUGUGGGUUCAAAGAAGAUCUUGCUCUUGCAGGAAAUUGAUGCAUUCGGUAUUUGGAGGGUUGUGGCCUCAGGUAACCCGGGCUUCCAGAAGGAUGACUUGGUCGGGGGAGUUCUUGGAUGGGAAGAGUACAGUAUUUACCUAUAUGACAUGGAGAAAGAUACAGGGACCGGCGGAGUUAAACAGCUUAUGGUGGGUUUUACGACAUCUGCAAACCAAAGAAAGGCGAAAAAACUGUUUGUAUCAGCAGCGUCAGCAUCAGUUGGCAAUCUGGUCAGACAAUUUGCAAAGCUUUCUGGUUGCUAUGUUGUUAGCUCUGCUGGUAGUAAGAAAAAGGUCGUCAUCUCCUCGCUAACUAGCAAUUUUGAAUUUUGUCGUAGAAUAUGUUGA